This is a messenger RNA of Schizophyllum commune H4-8, 222 nucleotides long. RefSeq lists its product as uncharacterized. Bases 1 to 222 code for a protein of 73 amino acids. The transcript has 2 exons. Lineage: Eukaryota; Fungi; Basidiomycota; Agaricomycetes; Agaricales; Schizophyllaceae. The record is from RefSeq and is a predicted model, not a curated record.
AUGAUACCGUCCUCCAUCCUCCCCGAGCAGUUCGACCCGUUCGCGGUGCAUCACUUCACGCGCUUCGUGUCCCCGCCGCCACGAUCUCGGAAUGCCCAGAGCUCGUGCAGGGAGAGGGCAGACUGGCCCAAACACCCCGAGCGCGUCGACGGCGAACAAAGCCUGAGGGGUGGCGAUUGCGUGAGUAAGCUACUCGCAAGGCCAUACCCGGCCUCAACGUAA